This is a messenger RNA of Rubroshorea leprosula, 1982 nucleotides long. The record is from the annotation of a GenBank genome assembly. Lineage: Eukaryota; Viridiplantae; Streptophyta; Magnoliopsida; Malvales; Dipterocarpaceae.
UUUUUAUUUAUUUAUUUUUUUCCGGCCAAAGUAUGAUUUUGUUAUAUGAUGAUGAUUACUUCUUCCCACUUAACUAUCCGAAUGGCAACGAUUAACGGACCGACCUUGCAGAUUAAUUCCUUCGCCGUCACCUCCUCUAGUCAACCCCCUCGCCGCCUCUCCGCUAUGGGAUUCCCCUGUACGUCGUCGUUUCUUCCUCCUUUCUGUAAGCUCUCAUCCUUCCUUCGUCUCCACUCUCUACCACCAAUGUCACUCUCUCACCAGCCACCACCAUUUUCCGGCAACCUCAGUCUCACCUACAGAACCGCCGGCGGACGACGCCACAGCCUCACCGCCCGUGCCUCAGUCGAGAGCUCACGCGCCGCAUCUAAUGCCAGUCUGGUCACCGUCGGCUCCGCAAUGACCGUCACAUUAGCCGUCGCUAAUCGUGUGCUCUACAAGCUCGCUCUCGUUCCUAUGAAAGAAUACCCUUUCUUCCUAGCUCAAUUCAUCACUUUCGGGUACGUGGUGAUUUACUUUUCGAUUUUGUAUAUACGAUACCGGUCCGGGAUUGUCACUGAUGAAAUGAUAGCUUUGCCUAAAUGGCGAUUCAUGGUCAUCGGCGUUCUUGAGGCGCUUGGAGUUGCCAGCGGAAUGGCUUCUGCAGCCAUGCUUCCGGGACCAGCCAUACCGAUACUAAAUCAGUCCUUUUUAGUGUGGCAACUGGGUUUUUCAACCCUUCUCUUAGGGAGGAAGUACUCAUUGAACCAAAUUGCUGGCUGCUUGCUUGUCGGUCUGGGUGUAGUGGUUGCUGUUGCCAGUGGAUCUGACACAAGCCAGAUGGUUUCUGGAAUUGAUUUUCUCUGGCCUGCGGUGAUGAUAGCGUCAGCAGCUUUUCAAGCUGGUUCGUCUAUUAUCAAGGAAUAUAUAUUUAUUGAUGCCGCGAAGCGACUCAAGGGAAAGUCACUUGACAUAUUUGUUGUCAAUUCUUUUGGAUCUGGAUUUCAGGCUCUCUUUGUACUUUUCUUUCUACCUUUUCUAUCAAACUUGAAAGGCAUCAAAUUUGCUGAACUUCCUUUAUAUCUGAAAAGUGGUGCUGGCUGCUUUCUGAAUAUUGAAUCCAAUACAGCAGGUUGUGAUGGGGCUCCAUUGCUUCCAUUACUUUACAUUUGUACAAAUAUGGCUUUCAACAUAGCAGUACUCAAUCUAGUGAAAACAUCUUCUGCCGUUGUUGCUUCUCUUGCUGUGACGUUGUCAGUGCCUCUUUCAAUUUUCAUUCUUUCCCGUCCAUUGCCAUAUCUCCCAGAGGGUGCAAGCUUGAGCCCCUUCUUCCUUUUUGGUAGUGUGAUUCUUGUGUUGGGUCUUGUGCUGUACAACAUACCCCAACCAACCAAGCAAGACCCGAAACUAGGUUGAUGUUAAUGGUACAGCUAUCGUUAUUUUUUCCUUUAAAGGGAUGCUACAAUUUUUCAAUGAUAGUUACAUCAAGAUUUCAUUUAUAGAUUCAGAUGAAAGUGCUUCUUUUUCACCCUUUUUAUUGGCUCAGGCAAGGUUAAUCACUUGAACCAUUUAUCAUCAUCAUCCAUUGUAAGAUGCAAACUAAGAUUCUUUUUCAUGGCAUCCUAAUGCAUGUAACGUUAUAACCAUUUCUGUUCAAAGGAAGGAUCCUUUUGGCUAAAAAACUGUGAAGGGCCACCGGCAGUCUGGCAGCAUCUGUACAAUUGAGAUUUCUGGCAUCCUCUUUGUACUGAUAUGCUUAAAAUCAGCUGCAAACCAAGCAGAAGCGACACAAGUCCAGGAUCUCUAUCAGUUAGCUUUUUGCACUGGUGCCCAGCAGAAGAGGUAGAAUGAUUCAAUGCUAUAGGGUUUUUGCUAAUCUAACACAUAUCUUAUUACCACCAAAAAAAUACAUACCUUGAUUAGUAUUUUUAGUUUUUACUUGGUUGAAGUAGUCUUGAAACCCCAGUGUAUAUCGUUGAUGUCAAUGAAUACAUUUUCUUAAA